Molecule: messenger RNA, 737 nt
Organism: Emiliania huxleyi CCMP1516
Lineage: Eukaryota; Haptophyta; Isochrysidales; Noelaerhabdaceae
Exons: 2
Source: RefSeq, a predicted model, not a curated record
AUGCAGCAGGGCCUCCCAGAGAGCCUCGCCGCCAGCCUCGUCAGGCUCCGAGCCGUGCGGCAGUUCAACUCGCGCGUGGAUGCGGUUGAGAGCGAAGUCAUGCAGGAGGUGACCCGUUUGCAAGACGAGCUGCGCCGGCAGCAAGAGCAAGGCCGAACGCUGGCACAGCUCAGCUUCAGGCCCGACGUCAAGCUGCUCUCUCUCGAUGGCAAUACUGCCGUUCCUGCGCUGCGGCACGUGCUCACAAGCAACUCGCGCGUCCUGGAGCGCAUGUUCGCCGCGCACACUGCCGAGGCUCAGAGUGGCACCAUCAAGACGGAGGCGACGCUCUCUGUCCUCGAGCACGUCAUGAAGUCGCUACACUGCGCGGCCUGCGCAGACGACGAGGCGGAUGCGGUCGUCCUGCUCGGCGCCUGCGAGCUCGCGGCUCGGUGGGAGCUCGGCGCAGUGUUUCGCUCCACAGCGUCUGCCCUGCGAAACAAGUUGGACGCACGCUCGGCGGCGCUGGUCCUCGCCGCCGCCGACAAGCACGUCGAGGCUGACGCCGCGAGCGCAGGCUGGCAGAAGCUGCGCGAGGAUGCCGCGGCGGCGCUUGCACGCCUCAUGCCGAUGGGCGCGCUGCAGCCCGCCUUCAAGACGCUGGGCCUCAGCUCCAUCCUCGAGGUUGUCAGCAACGUCACGGAGGACACGGUGACCGUGCCGGACCUCGCCAUUGACAUCACGUCGCCCGGCUACAC